GCAGUUGUUUUGAUACAUACAACACAGGCUGACUUGUAGUGCUAUUAUGUGCUGUCAAUUUUUCUCUGAACUCGGGAAAAGAAAACUUGAUAAAAUAAACGCAAAAUUGCAUGAAAAACUAGGGAUAAAUAGAAGAUAUGGAACAACAGGAAGCAUCGAGCUCGAGGAAGCGUCGCCCGGACAAGGAUUUGGCCCCGUAUGAGCCCCAGGCGAAGGUUUUCCAAGCAGAGCACAUUUUCAACAUUAGCCACUUUAGCGAUGAAAUUCUCCUGGAGAUCCUGAAGCACCUGGACAGCGAAUCCAUCUAUAGCUUUGGCUGCACUUGCACAAGGUUCAAGGACCUCACAAAAGAUAAGCAACUGUGGCAGGUGUUUGAUUUUGAUGCCAUACCACUGUCUGGUAUUGAAAUCCUCCGCAGGAUGAGAUACAUAAACUGCGAGACGAGAGUCUUUCGCAUAAGAGGACUUCAGGGAACAUAUCCGGCUAGCAAUUGGAGGAAUGCUACAAUCACAGAGCUCAUGUUAACAAUGUUGACUGAUAUGUGUCCUAAACUCGAGGAAUUCUCCCUGACGCAUGGAUUUCUGAAUACUUCCAAGAUCAACAUUCUGAAAUUCCCAAAGACACUGAAAACGGUGACCUUCCGCAGUUGUUCCGUGUCUUUCCCCCCGCGGCAGCAUCCAUUCUUCAGCAAAAUCGAUCAGCACUUGGAGCAAUUGCAGAAACUUGCCCUGGAAUUCUGCGACUGGUUCGAAACACACGAUCUUAUUCUCUUUUCCAAAAUCCCAAAUCUCCAGGAUUUGAGCUUGAGGGGCUGUGGAUCUCUGAAAGACUGCGUUCCCUACGGGAGUCUGGCUUCGCGAUUUGGCUUCAAGAAACUCGAGAGACUCGAUGUUCGCGAAACACCCAUAUCGGAUAGCGACAUUCAGUGCUUCAAUGUCACAACAACACUGAAAGAACUUCUCCUUGAGCGCCCCACGCGCCAAUCUCUCAUGGAGUCCACGCAGGCACCACCCAUGGCGGUGGCAGAGGAUGAGAGUCUCGAUGGGGCCGGCAGUAGCACCAGCAGGCCUGGAAUGUCCCUCGCGACAGAUAUAAUGGUGCCCAGACUUCGGAGACGCUUCACAAACAUUCCAGGUGGUGGUGGGGAAAUACGCGUGGAAGCACUUCAAACUCCGGGAAGACCACAGCCUCCCAUCCAAAAUUACGGGCCAAUAAUUAUCCUGCCAGGGUUCCUGAGUGAUCAAAUAUCUGCAAAUGUGCCCAACGGGGGAAAUAAUCCCAUUCUCGUAGCUUCCAUAACUGAUCGCGGAAUUUGUGGCUUUGGACUCUCACGGAAUCCUGUUCUGGAAGGUGUUGUGUGGAUCCGGGCAGAAUGGCGAAAUCCCAAUACCUACAUUGAACGUCUCGUAAUUAGAUUUUAUAAAUUUGUAACAGAUGCCACCCUCCGACAUUUGGCCACAUGUUCGCCAAGAUUAAAGUAUCUGGACAUCACGGGAACGGGCAUCACACCUCAAGGUAUUGACGAAUUCAAAUUCCUAAAGCCCGAAUGUACAGUCGUUGCAGAACAUCUACCAGCAUCACAAUUCCUCAAAUGAUGAACUACGUCUCUAUUUGGAGAUAUUUUAAAUUUCACUAAAUUUUAGUAAUUUAAAAGGAAAAAAAAACUUCUUGAAUAUAAUUGAAACUAUAUAGAACUAGAAAUAAUAAGAGAAUUUUGUGCUGUUUGUCAAAUUUAUGCUUUAUUAUUGUGAAUAUUGGUCGUUUGUAGAAUAUAAAUCGGAUUUUAUGUAACAAUUACAACCUAUAUACUAUCUUAAUAUGUAAUUAAAUAGCAUGAAUAUUUAGGAUAAUAUGUAUAAGUAAAAUCAAUCAUCAUAUAUACGGAGGAAGCAAUAAAAAAACGCAGAUGAAUUAUAA
This is a messenger RNA of Lutzomyia longipalpis, 1917 nucleotides long. RefSeq lists its product as uncharacterized. The transcript has 5 exons. Bases 138 to 1595 code for a protein of 485 amino acids. NCBI's taxonomy places the organism in Eukaryota, Metazoa, Arthropoda, Insecta, Diptera, Psychodidae. Gene Ontology annotation, molecular function: protein binding. Gene Ontology annotation, biological process: SCF-dependent proteasomal ubiquitin-dependent protein catabolic process. Gene Ontology annotation, cellular component: SCF ubiquitin ligase complex. The record is from RefSeq and is a predicted model, not a curated record.